Guyanagaster necrorhizus is the source of this 1743-nucleotide messenger RNA. RefSeq lists its product as uncharacterized. The record is from RefSeq and is a predicted model, not a curated record. The transcript has 6 exons. The coding region runs from base 1 to 1743 and encodes 580 amino acids. Lineage: Eukaryota; Fungi; Basidiomycota; Agaricomycetes; Agaricales; Physalacriaceae.
AUGUCAAAGUGGAGCAACUGUUCUAGUUCAAAGACACAUGGAGCUGUUGAUGUCACGGAUGCCGGGGCAUUUUUGCUCAAUUACCGGCUUGCCGUAGCAUAUCUGCAAUCUCAACGCGAUCCUGACUAUCUGUCGAAAUCCGGCAAGAAAAAGUUUCCACCGUUCGAAAGUCUUGAAGAGUGGGAAAAGUAUCCAGGAGCAAAGCUCGAGGCGACGUUGAGAUUGUGCAGGCACUAUUUGUCUGAUGACAAUGUGUCUCCACCAUAUAUCGAAGACGGUCACCUCGUUUUCCCUGAUCCUCCUGCAAUGGUGACCGGCGAUAAGAAGAAGAGGAUUCAGCAGAUAAAGAUCCUUAUCUUUCAUGAGUUCCCUAUGAUGGAUGAACUCAUCAUGUCGGCCUUCAUUAUGAAUGGCAUUAAAAUCUUGUCGCUGAAUGGCUCCAUGAGGCUCACGGCACGUCAACAGGUGGUUGAGAAAUUCCUUCAUCCCGAUUCAGAUGUUCGUGUGCUUCUCCUCAGCCAGGUAGGUAGCUCUGGGCUUAACCUGAUGAGAGCUUCUGUCGUCAUCCUCUUUGAUAUUGGUUGGACUGCCAUUCAAGAAGAACAGAUGAUUGGUCGUGCCCAUUGUCAUGGGCAAAAGGAAACCGUUUAUGUCUUUCGCCUUAUCGCGACAGACACUAUUGACGUCUUGAUGGCUCAACACUCUGGUUCAAAAGCCCAGCAGCUUCAGCAUUUCUUCAAGAAGCCUGAUUUUAAUGUCCGUCGAAACAGGAAGGCAUUCCAGCUGCUGUACAAUUGUGAUGUACCAGCAGAUGCUCCUGCUGCAGCUGAUGGAGAAAGCGAUAACGAUGAUGACCAGAGCACCCAGGAAAGUGCCGUUGAACAGCCUCCUGCAAAAAAACGCAAGACAAAUAGCAAGAAAACGGUGAAAACAAAGGAAGUAGAUGUCAUCGAUGAAUCCCGCCGUCGUCGUAAAGUGCCAAAGAAGGUACCAGAGGAUGGAAACAGGGAGGGAGCUCCUGCCACCAAGGUACAGAUGACGAUGCAGAGAGGAUCCAUAGAUGAGGCUGGACCGUCGAAGGCUGGACCGUCGAAUACCCAGUCAAAGCCCAAGCCCAAGCCCAAGCCCAAGCCCAAGCCUAUCACAAAGCCAGCACCAAGCGCACCACAGAAUCCCAUCGAGGAGGGUAAUGCACAACCCGCUCAAUGUGAAUCUCAGCCCUCGGCCCCCUCCGCUCCAUCAUCCCCUCUUCCUCAUCCUGUCAUCCCUUCCUCCACCCCUGCAGUUAUACCACCACCAGGGCGUGGAAUGACUGCCAUCACUGCCCUCUCCAGCGAUAUUAUCUCGACACCAGAUGCUAAUGAACCAAUUAGCAAUGAUGAGAUAGAAAGCUAUGGGGGCACUGCUAGCGGCGGUGCUUCACAACCUCUUGACGAUCUCCUUGACUUUGAUGACCUAACUCCUCUGUCUUCCAAUGCCCCCUCAUCUCCAUCGACACCAACCCCUUUGCCUGGCAGGAAGAAGUCCAUUUCAACUGCACCAACAGGUAAGUUGAAUACUCAGUCAGGAAUUCCAGAGUCAUCACAGAGAAGAGGAACGAGAGGAAUGUCAAGGACACGAUCUCAAGCAGCCAGGUCAAAGGAUACUGCUAAUGCAGCUCCACAGACUCCACAGGCGAACUUUGUGAUUGAACGGAAUGGAUCCUUCAGGCCAAAUAUGCAAGAACCGGCAUGGAGGCGUUGA